GCCCGGCCGAUAGCAGUGGAGCGAUGGCGGGGGACCCUUCAACGGAGCUUCUUUUUCUGGAUACGUUUAAGCAUCAGAGUGCAGAGUUAACCAACAUAGACGUGGUGCGGUUUCCCUGCGGGGUGCUGAUCACAGAGGUGCGGGUCAUUCCUCCAGGGAUCAAAGCUCAUAGUAACCUACCUGACAGCAGAGCGUUUGGAGAGACUUCUCCUCAUGCCUUCCAGUUGGAGCUCUUCUUCAAUAAUGUUACCAAACCCAACAGCCCCACCUUCCACAGACUGGGCAGUUUGGAAUAUGAUGAAAACAAGUCCAUUGUGUUCAGACCCAGCGGAAAGGUGAAUACAGAUGGCCUAGUGUUGCGUGGCUGGUACACGACUCUGACUGUUGCGGUGUACGGGAUAGCGGAGCGGCCGCAUGGACACGACCAAGACUCACCUCCUCCCCCUCCACCACCACCCCCUCAACAGCCCAGCGGGCUCAAGAGGAUCCUUAAACAAGAGUGGGAAAAAGAUGACCAGUACAAUGGCAGCCCACCAAGACCAGCACCCAGAGGGCCUCGCACCCCACCUGGUCCUCCACCCCCGGAUGAUGAUGAUGAGGAGCAGGUUCAAAUGACGGUGGGCGAGGCCAAGGAAGAGCCGACCGAGGGCCGUGACGACUACCUGGAGAACGUGUCGCCUGAAAGAUCGCUGCCCGCUGACGAGACGUACUCAGAUGCUGAACAAGAAGAAGAGGCCGAGGAGGAGGAGGAAGAGGAGGAGCAGGAGGAGGAAGAAGAUACACGGACUGAGGGGAGUGCGCCGGAGGAGGAGGACGAAGAAGAGGAGGAGGAGGAUGAGGAUAAUGAUGGCUAUGAACAGAUUUCCAGCGAUGAGGACGAUCUGGAUAAUGGCAGCUUCAAGUUGCAGAACUUUGACAUGGACUACACUCCUGAGGAUCUUGCAUCUGUUCCACCGGUCCAGUACGACCCAUAUGAACGAGAACUCCGACCCUUGCUCUACUUCACGCCUCCAUACAAAACUCGCUUUGAUAUACAGUUUGAGAAGGCCACUGUGGAGGAGCCCAAGGAGGCAGGUGGAGCAGAAGGACCAGCAGGCGGAGAGGAAGCUGAGGCUGUGGCUCAGCUGAAAGAACUCUUAGCUAGUAUUGGUGAUGACAGAGAUGCACGAUGGGUCAGUGCUCUGGAAGAGGCUCCUGGACUUCUGGCAAAAGGGUUGGCUUAUUUAGUUAAAAGGGGAGAGGGCGAGAUAGAGGACUCUGUUAGAGUUUUAGUCCAGUGGAUUCUCCAAGCUCUCAGUAUGGAGGUUGCUCUCAAACAGCCCAUUGCCCUUAACCUCAGACAGCUGAAGGCUGGUGCUAAGCUGGCUUCAUACCUGGCAGAGUGUCCUCAGGGUCUCAUGAUGCUGCUGCAUGAAGGGGUUCUGAAUGUGCUGCUGGAGCUGCUCCAUACAGACCAUGUCUCCUCCACACUGAAGCUGAGUAUCCUAAGAGCUUUGGAUGCUCUGAUCAGCGCUCCUGCAGGGGUGGAGGCCUUCCUACAUGCAGGAAAUUCAGAGAAGAGUGGCUACCAGCGUCUAGUCCAGCUGUUCCUCCGUGAGGAAACGGUGAGGGUCAUAACAGCUGGAAAUGCCAUAUUACAGAAAAGCCACAUGUACGAGGUGCUGGUUGACCUACAGCAUGCAGCAGCUGCAUUGAGUGAACCACAGCAGGUAACAACACCCAUUCACACCCACACUUUCAUAUAUGUUUCAGUGGCUGAGAAUUGUUUUGUGGUAAUCCUGCCUGGCCGUCAUCCUCAGGAGGAGAUGGAUGAUGCAGAGAGCCCUAUGGAAGAGGAGCCUUCGCUAAGCUCCACCGCUCUGAGUGAGGCAGAGCUCGAUAGGUUGGCAGGUGCUUUGGAAGAGCUACAUCACCUGCUAGAAACAGCCCCUCAUUGCAUGGUGCAACCUCCUGGGAAAGCCUUCCCCACUACUGCUAGAAUUACAGGGCCACAGGAGAGGGACAACCCCUACCCAUCACUGUAUAGGUAUAUGCAUGCAUGUCAUUUUCUGGAGAGCACAACAGUGGUGUUGUCAGCAGCUGCUGCAGCCGGCCAUCUUGGGGUCACUCAAGCUGUCAGAGAGCUUCUGCGCUUCCUGUCGCUCACCCAGUCGGGUCUGCUCUUCCUUCUCGCCCAGCCCACACCCACCAACCUGCUGCUGCGCCUCCUGGCGUCGAUGGCAGAGUCUGAGGCAGAGGAGAGCAUGUGUACUGGGGGAGAAGCGGGUCUGAUUGGGCCAGGGUGCGGUGAAGAGGGCUUUGGCGUGUGGCUGAUACAGGCCCUGCAUGCUCUGCAAGGCGUGUCAGAACUCAUGAGCCAUGUGGCUACAGGAGGAGACGGUGGUGCAGGCCUAGAUGAAGGUGACAAUCCAGAUAUACUGGGCACGCUCCAUGCGCUUUACCUGAUGACCUUUACGCAGACUGGACGCAGCGCCGUAGCUCAUGUUUUCAGCCUGGAUAACAACCUUUCCUGUCUGGUCACGCUGCUCCAGCACCACAGCAAGGACGGACAGGGUGAGGGAAAGGCUCGCAAAGCGGUGACAUAUAACUACGCCUGCAUGCUGGUCUUACUGGUGGUGCAGAAUUCUAAUGAGCUGCGGAUGAUGGAACAAUAUGCCGCUCCGCUGGUCUCUAUAGCCAAGGCUGAUGACACCAAUGCCAAGUUGCAGGAGCUCAGUAAAUGGUUGGAGCCAGUGGAGAAGCUUCGCUUUGAGAUUGGCAGCAUUCCCACCCUUAUCGACUAUAUCAAACAGAAUGUAGAAAAUGUGUUAACUGCUGAGGGAACCGGGCUGGUCACUGCUCUGAGGGUCCUCUGUCACAUCGCCUGCCCACCUCCUGCUGUAGAAGGUCAGCAGAGGGAUCUGAAGUGGAGCCUUGCAGGAGUCCAGCUUUUCUCUGGGGAGGGUCUUGAUACGUGUGUGCGUGUCCUGCAGAAGCUAUGCAGCGUGUUACUGCAGCCGUGGCGCGUGCACGGGCACAUGGGUCCGACGCCGCAGCGCUGCAUGAUCCUCAGUAUAUGUAUCAGCACGCUCCGGUUGCUUCGCACCAUGCUCACCGAGCUGCUGCGCGGUGGAGCUUUCCAGUUCAGGGACACUCGCGUGGCCAGCGUGUUGGUGACGCUUCACAUGAUAGUGUGCUCCAUUCCUGCUUCUGGGCGUCUCGAUGGGGAGGAGACCAGAGUUCAAGUGCUCAUUGUUGACGUCCUGCUCACCUUUACGCAGGGUGUUAAUGAGGAGGUGACCCAUACAGAAGAGACUCUGGCCAGCAACACGUGGUCUCUGAUGCUAAAGGAGGUUUUGAGCUCACUUCUCAAAGCUCCUGAAGGCCUUUUCUCUGGUCUGACGCUGCUGUCUGAGCUUCUGCCUCUUCCACUGCCAAUGCAUAGCACUCAGGUGACAUCAGUCCAAGAUGUGGCUGUAGCCUUAAACACAAGGAAGCUGUGGAGCAUGCACAUUCGUGCACAGUGGAAAGUGUUUUCCGAGGCAUUCAGAUGUGUGUGCACCACCACCUGCCCUCCUCUCCUGGCCAUACUCAGGAGAGUGUGCGUUCAGCUUGCAGACCUGUCUUCACCCACUGCAACACACAUCAUGAAGACCCUGCUGGAGCUCCUGCUGGAGGAGCUGCAGCCGGCAGAGGGGAAAAGCGUCUCCUGGGGCCAGGCCCUGCGGCUCCUUUCUUUGAUGGAUACUCUGGUGUCUCAGAGAGCCUGUAAGAGUGCAACACUGCAUCUGCUGUCCGGGUCAGUUUCUGGAGAUGAACAGCUGGCCGACCUGUUCCCCUUGUUGUUGUCUCUGUUGGUUCCUCCAACGGAUCACUCCAUACAUCAGCAGCAGUGCAGUGUACUAGUGGGGACAAUAUUACAGUCACUGUGUGACCAGGACAUUUCUCUCGUGGUGUCUCCACCUGGUGAAAGCUGUGUGUCAGAGGCUGAGCAGCUGGCCAAUGCACUUCCGGGACGAGAGAUGAUGUCAUCGGUGUGCAGUUCUCUGUUGGAGGUUUUGGGGAACGCAGAGAGCAGCGUGCCCCUCCUCCUCACCUGCAUCAGGACUUUGACAUUCCUCACAGAGCACGACUACGGACUCUACCACCUCAAAGUUGCUCUGAAGAAACAUGGCACUGGGCUGUGCUCGCUGCUGAAGAGGCUGGUGCUGUCCUUCAACAAAGACUCAGCAGAUCUGCUCUCAGCUCUGCUCGACUUUCUCAGGCAGAUCCUCCACACAGAACCAAUGUGUGCUGAAGAGGGUCACUGCUCGAGCGAGGAUCCUGCUUUUGUUCCUCCACGGUUGCUGUCGGGCUCUGAAAUGAAAGCUCUGCUCCAGUGGGAGGAGUCGGAGUCACAUCCACUACCUGCUUUGGAAAAACAGAUAGCGAAACUAUGUAAAGAUGACGAUUCCCUGGAGACCAUGUUGGAGAACGUGAUUGCUCUGAGGCAGACGUUGCAGGCGGCCACAGACACGCCUCCUGCAGCUGACACCGAGCCCACUCUGCCAGCACCAGAAACACUCGGGGCCCAGUUUAAUCACAGGACGGUUUUCAUUCUGUCUGAAGCUCUGGAUGAGCAGCUGAAGGCUCUGUGGUUCUCUCCGUUCCAGACUGAUGACAUUGAAACAGACCUUGAUAUGGUGAAGGUGGAUCUGGUGGGUCUGGCUCAGGAGUGUUGUCCAGAACUGGACCUGAAGGCGGAGCUGGAGCGCUCCUUCUUGUCUGAGCCGUCCUCUCCGGGUCACACAAAACCUACGAAAGGCUUCCGGCUGGGCAAACACAAACAUGAGACGUUCAUUACGUCUAGCGGGAAGUCUGACUACAUUGAGCCUGCAAAGAGAGCUCACAUCAUGGCAGCUCCUCGUGGCCGAGGAGGUCGAGGAGGGUUUGGGCAGAAUGUCUCCCGACCGCAUGAUAUCUUCCGCCUGCGCAAACAGAAUACUUCCCGUCCUCCCAGCAUGCAUGUGGAUGACUUUGUUGCAGCGGAGUUUAAAGACAUUACGACCCCUCUAGGGCUUCUGCCUCCUAAACGACCUCCAAAAAGCGCCCCCAAACCUCCCACCAGAGGGCUGUUCACUGGUAACAGAGGCAGAGCUACUUUCCACAGCCAGACUCGCUUUUUCACUCCACCACAGCCUAAAGGUGUACUGCUGUCAGGAAACUACACUCGGAGAGAAGGAGGCCGAGGGUCAUCUUGGAGCGGUCAGGUUCCAGCUGUUACUCACAGAGGGACCUACAGUGAACCCCGUGGAGGACAGAGCAACUUCACUCGAGGGCCACUGCCUUCUCGGCAAUCCCCUGCAAGUGCGUAUCGGCUGGCUCUUCGGGAUCGAGCUCCACGCGGCAGAGGAGGUACUGGCCUGUCGUGGAUUAGCAGCGGAGGAGGUGGCGGUGGUGCCGGGGGAGGCGUCGGUGGAGGUGGUGGAGGGGGAAGAGGAUCUCAGGGGAGCAAGUUCAGCGGUGGAGGAGGGAGCGGAGGUGGGAGGGGCAGACAUGUUCGCUCCUUCACCAGGUAAAUCCACCUAGACAAUGACUCCAGCCUCUCACGGCAACAAAAGGGCCAAUCAGGAUAUUAUAUAUGCUGUCUCCAUGGAAACGUGGUGGUAUGAUGUUGUCACAAAUAAUGUACAGACUGUGUUGAUGUUUUCAGUUUUGUUAUUAUUAGCUGUAUUCAGAAAAUAAAAGU
Pelmatolapia mariae (spotted tilapia) is the source of this 5707-nucleotide messenger RNA. RefSeq names its product vir like m6A methyltransferase associated (gene virma). NCBI's taxonomy places the organism in Eukaryota, Metazoa, Chordata, Actinopteri, Cichliformes, Cichlidae. The record is from RefSeq and is a predicted model, not a curated record. The transcript has 26 exons. Bases 24 to 5537 code for a protein of 1837 amino acids. Gene Ontology annotation, molecular function: RNA binding. Gene Ontology annotation, cellular component: RNA N6-methyladenosine methyltransferase complex.